CGCAAAGACGACUCCGCCAGUACCUCUCAGGUCAAAGUAUUAGUUAUUGCGUUGAAGCAGGUGUAAGUCGCUCGUGGACUUUAGUGACAUUAGUUGGUUUGAUACAAUUAGUUUGCUGAUCCGAUCCACUGAAUUUCGGUGGGACGAUGAAUGGUACAAUGGCCAUGGCACCGGUAUCGCAAAACAUGGAACCACCAAACAAGAAGCCACGAGUUGAAGAUGUUACAGCGGAGAGACAGUACAGAAUCUGUGGCCUUCGACUGAGCUGUGAUCAUGAGCGUGCGCCAAACAAAGAAAGAGAACUCUACAUUCGUUGAACAGAACAAAUCUGAGUUUCUCAAACUCCUACUGACACAGCAUCUAAUGUCGAGUACCAAGUACUCGCAAUGAUUCUAGAUAGGUUAGCAUUAUAGGGUAGCUCACUUUUCAAUCCUAACUAUGAGUCUCUUGAUAAAGUAAUAUCUGCGAAGUAAGGAGUACAUUUUGAAGAAAUCAUCAGGCAGUGCCUGCAUGCUGGAAUAGGUAUUUUUAUAUCCCUCUGACCCUUUACGAUCGCACAGUUUGACAGGAUCUACAAUAGUUGUACAGAUUGCAUUUUUUACAGCAUUAUUACACGUGGAUCUAAAUUAUUAAUUUACAGGAAUCAAAGGGAAAUUCAACGUCGCUCUCUUUCCGUGUCAAAUAUGUUUAGAUAUAAAACACUUUUGUUAUCAUCAAACUCGAGUAGCAUAUAUUUAAAUGCACAGUUGUAUUGCGUAAUCACUGCAGCAAUCGUCGCUUGGUAGUGCUACGUGUUACAGAAUCUCAAUAAAUUUACUUUGCAGAUCUGUGCUUAUUAACUAAUGAUCAGGGUAAAUAUUGCAUAUUAUCAGUAAAUGGAUUUCAAAGAGACUUGUACUUAGACCUGGCAGUGGCGAUGUACAGUGUCACAAUGUUUUUAUUUUUUUAUAAUUUGUCAUUUGGCCUAAAUCCAAUUUGGAGCAGGUAAGCCUCAAACAUCUGCUGGACAUAAGAAGCACUCUCGUAAAACCAAGAAUGUAACGAUAAUGCUCACAAUCGCCAUUGCUCCAUGAAAGGGUAUAGGGAUUAGCUACGUGUUUAGGUUGGAGAAGGCAAGAACUAAGAAAAUGGCGCAGGAAAUGCACUGAGAGUAUUCUCCUUUGCUUUGUGCUUACAGAUUUCUGCGUCGCAUCAGUCUCUCGGAUAAUUUGUGCGCGCGACCUUCGUUGCUCAGCCCCAAACACGGUUAGCCAUUAAUCGAAUGAGCAAAGAUAACGGUCAUAAUUCACAAAGCUCCAAAAAGACUAGCAGUACCAAAUUGGUCACGAUCGAACGAAAUCUUUUGAUUAUAUGAAAUCUUUAGAUCGCGUCGGUUGUAUGUCUGGACAGGAACUACGUUAGAGCAAAUAUUAAAGAUUUAAAUUCUGGCUCUAUUUAAGAAAUACCACGAAAUUAACCCACUAACUAAUUUUCGUUAAUAACGGUAUAUCAUCUUUGAUGGCAAGCGAACGAUUAUUAAUUAUCGUUUGUCCUAUCUGUGUACAUUCAUUCUGAUAUUACACUCUACUACUAAAUCGCGAGUACUUUGAUUGUUUUAAUUUCUUUAAACUUACAGGCGGAAGGUCCAGCACAGGGAGACGCUGCAUCCACGUCAUUGCUUUUUUUGCACUUAAACUUUUCCACCCACCUUUAGUACAUAUACUCAUAUAUGUAUAAAAAAUGUCGGCAAUAUUUGCCGUUAGUCAACCGAAUGAAAUUCGAGAAUUUUUCCUGGCUUUCGAACAACUCAGCGUAAUUGAGAGUCCUUUGAUGAUUAUUGUCUAUCGCUAUUCUGUUUCCAUCAACUUGAACUUUUGCACGAUCCAGUUAUAAUAUAUUGAAUAUAUAACGCAUAAAUGAAUAUUGCUGUUCAAAAAUUAAACCAGCAGAAUAUCGAUAUAAACAACAUGACCUGUUUUCAAGUUUGUUUAACAAACUACCUCUUACAGAAAAAUUAACUAACAAUAAAAUUUAUGUAAACUUGAAUAUUAAAUGUUUGCAUUGGAUCUUAGUAAUACUUCUACCGUCAGUAAAAAACCACAGGAAAGAGAAAUAUGACUUGACGCAAAUGAACCCGUCAUAUAGCGUGGCGGUGGAAGUACAAAAGGUACUUGCUUAUAAUUAAAUAUCUCUAAUUCACUAUUUCUUUAUAGGGAGUGCAACGGACUUCUUGCCAGGUCCCAUAUAUGACCUCAAUCAGACGGGGCAAGUUAUCGCAGGUCCGGGUGCUAAGUAUUUGACAUUGCCUGGGAUCCUGGGUGCCGGACUGCCAAAAAUAUCAUCGGAGCAACAGGACACAGUUAACAGAGCCAAGAAAUAUGCUAUGGAACAAAGUAUAAAAAUGGUUCUAAUGAAGCAAACAUUGGCCCACCAACAGCAGCAAAUGGCUAGUCAACGGAAUCAGGUGCAGCGACAGCAGGCUUUGGCCCUCAUGUGCAGGGUAUACGUGGGCAGUAUCAGCUUCGAGUUAAAAGAGGACACGAUAAGACAGGCCUUUUUGCCUUUUGGACCUAUCAAAUCGAUCAACAUGUCCUGGGAUCCCGUUACGCAGAAGCAUAAAGGCUUUGCGUUCGUCGAGUACGAGAUACCGGAGGCUGCACAACUUGCCCUCGAACAGAUGAAUGGCGUCAUGAUUGGUGGACGCAACAUCAAGGUAGCGGGGCGUACCUAUAUAACGAAUUUCCCGUUCCCGCGCAAUCCUAUCAGCUCGCCGGAGGUGGUGGGACGGCCAUCUAAUAUGCCGCAAGCUCAGUCGGUCAUUGAUGAGAUCACCGAGGAAAGUAAGCAUUAUAAUCGCAUUUACAUCGCCUCCAUACAUCAAGACUUAACGGAGGACGACAUUAAGUCCGUUUUCGAAGCUUUUGGGCCUAUUACGUAUUGCAAACUGGCACAGGGUAGCUCGCCCCACCGACACAAAGGAUACGGUUUCAUCGAGUACGAGACCAUGCAAUCCGCUUUAGAAGCAAUUACGUCUAUGAAUUUGUUUGACUUGGGUGGACAGUAUUUAAGAGUUGGCAGAGCGAUCACUCCACCUAACGCUCUCAUGGGACCGCCCAGUGGGACUAGCAUGAUGCCCACGGCUGCGGCUGUUGCUGCUGCCGCUGCUACUGCCAAAAUUCAAGCAAUGGAUGCAGUGGCAAGUAACGCCGUUGCGUUGGGAUUGACCAAACUCGGAGCGACCGCGCCGCCCAUCUUGAAUCAGGCCUUGCCCGGAAUUGUACGACCAACUAUUACCCCAGCAACGAUAAUGGCACCCCCAGCUGUAGCUACUAUUUCUCCGGUGAUACCUCCGCCUGGUAUCGCUAUUCCUCAGACCUUAACUAGACCACCAGCUAUUAUUCAGCCGAUUCCAGGUCAACCGGUCGUUAUACCACCCCCUGCUAUUGUAGCACCCACUGUAGUCGGUGCGCCAAUCGUUCCUGUCGUUCCUGUAACCACCGCCACUGCCGCCGCCAACACCGAUAUCAUGAGGCGAGCGCAGGAACAAGCGGCGCACCAGAAGCAACAGGAAGAAUUACAGAAAAAACUCCUGGAGGAGACUGAGCCGCAAACGUUGCAGCAACAAGAAAACAUGUCGAUCAAAGGACAGAGCGCGCGUCAUCUCGUUAUGCAGAAAUUAAUGCGCAAGGUCGAAUCGCGCGUUGUGAUUCUUCGGAAUAUGGUCGCGCCGGAGGAUGUAGACGAAAGCCUGCAGGAAGAGAUUCAGGACGAAUGCUCAAAAUUCGGCGUCGUUGAGCGCGUUAUCAUCUACAACGAGCGACAGUCCGAGGAUGACGAAGAUGCCGAAGUCAUUGUAAAGAUAUUUGUUGAAUUUUCACAGAUGAGCGAGGCGGAACGAGCAAGAGACUCGCUCAAUGGUCGUUACUUCGGUGGUCGAUUAGUGAAGGGUGAAUUGUACGAUCAAGCCCUAUUUGACAACAGCGAUUUCUCCGGUUGACUCCACCACUUCCGUCGGUCAGCUCCGAAUUAAAAUAUGAGAUUUCCCUCGGGGAAGGAUCCUUAUUGUUGUCUAUAAAUAGUGCACGUCUGAACAAUAUUCGGAAACUUAUGAUGCGAAUUUUCAGUCCGCGGUACCUACGUUACUGUUAAGACCGGACUCAGAAUAGUAGUAUAAUUUACAAGCUAUCGUAAAUUCUCGCAGGGCUCUACACACAGACACGUUGAGGUCGAAAUUAAUUAGUCGGAAUUCGGUAUUUCCGCGACAGCUACGAGCAGAUCAAAACAUUGUUUCCGAAUGCGUCGGACUACUUUAGUUCGCCAGCGGGAACGUACUGAAUCAAUACAAGCCGCUAAACGUUUAAUACUUUGUAUAAGUGUAACUGCAGUACUGAUUCCAAUUCAAAUAAUGACGACCUAGAUUGGCUUAGGAAAUAUUCAGAUGUUGGUAAUCGUAUUGGCAUAAUGCCAAAGACAUCGACUGCCGGUACGGAAGUAGAACGUAUACACAGACUUUGGGCUAAUGUAGCGACGAAAUUACGUUUACGAAAGAGAUAUGCGAUUCGUCAUACAUGAAUAUGGUGUGUCCAUGUGUACAUGUAUAAUAAUAACAAGACAUUAAUAAAUUGUUUUACAUAAAUGAA
Molecule: messenger RNA, 4619 nt
Organism: Orussus abietinus
Lineage: Eukaryota; Metazoa; Arthropoda; Insecta; Hymenoptera; Orussidae
Gene: hfp
Product: poly(U)-binding-splicing factor half pint
Exons: 11
Coding region: 2363-3976 (537 amino acids)
Biological process (GO): alternative mRNA splicing, via spliceosome; regulation of alternative mRNA splicing, via spliceosome; mRNA splice site recognition
Cellular component (GO): catalytic step 2 spliceosome; precatalytic spliceosome
Molecular function (GO): RNA binding
Source: RefSeq, a predicted model, not a curated record